Morchella importuna is the source of this 405-nucleotide messenger RNA. RefSeq lists its product as uncharacterized. The transcript has a single exon. The record is from RefSeq and is a predicted model, not a curated record. NCBI's taxonomy places the organism in Eukaryota, Fungi, Ascomycota, Pezizomycetes, Pezizales, Morchellaceae. Bases 1 to 405 code for a protein of 134 amino acids.
AUGACAACUCCCGCGGCCCCGAAAAGGCCAUGCACCGCCCCGCCAGGGUCCAGCCUCGAAGCCGCUCUCAAGAAGUACCUCUUCCUGCACAAAGAAUACAGCGACCUCCAUGCCCACUGGACGGACCUCCGCCUCAUCCACCUGCGUCUCCACAAAGAAUACGAUUUCCGUCUGGACCCGAGCCUGGCCGUCUCCAUCGAUGAUCCGUCGGCGAACCUCAACCCGCAAAAUCUCCCCUUUCUGUUGGAGGAUUACGCGUCCAAGGCGGAGAACCUCCUCGAUAGGGUUGUCGCGACCGCGGAGGCAGCGAACGACGUCAACGACCGCUGCUUGGAGAUCCUAGCGGCGUCGGAUAAGGCGAAAGCCGAGUGGGUGGCGCUGGGGGGGAGGUUUGAGGGUGAAUAG